Messenger RNA from Mercenaria mercenaria, 10427 nucleotides. RefSeq lists its product as uncharacterized. The record is from RefSeq and is a predicted model, not a curated record. NCBI's taxonomy places the organism in Eukaryota, Metazoa, Mollusca, Bivalvia, Venerida, Veneridae. The coding region runs from base 194 to 6655 and encodes 2153 amino acids. Gene Ontology annotation, cellular component: nucleus. The transcript is spliced from 20 exons. Gene Ontology annotation, biological process: chromatin remodeling. Gene Ontology annotation, molecular function: histone H3K9 demethylase activity; histone H3K36 demethylase activity.
UAAACGUCGGAAUGUUCUUUUAAUUUAUUAAGGAGUUUACCUCGGACUCAUUCAUGAAGUUCUAUCAUUUUGAGUGAUUUGGCUCACGUUCAUGGUCACGUAAGCCAUUUUGGGAUGUGACUACUGAAAAUUUAUUUGACAUUUACCUGUUUUAGUGUUUCCAUCUAGCCAGGCUGAUGUUUAUGCCGGCAAGAUGGAGUCUUCAAGUGGAGGAACAAAUAUCCCCAAGAUCAUGGUCUUUAGGCCAACAUGGGAGGAAUUCAAGGACUUCAAUAAAUACAUAGAAUAUAUUGAAUCACAAGGUGCUCACAAGGCCGGACUCGCAAAGAUUAUUCCGCCAAAAGAGUGGGUACCAAGGAAGGCUGGUUAUGAUGAUCUGGAUAUAGUGAUCCCUGCCCCCAUUGUGCAAGAGGUGUAUGGUAGUCAGGGCCUCUAUACACAGUAUAAUAUACAAAAGAAACAGAUACAUGUAAAAGACUUCGAAAAACUUGCAAAUGGAGAGAGGUUUCGUACGCCGAAACAUUUUGAUUAUGAUGAGUUGGAUAGAAAGUACUGGAAGAACAUCACAUUUGUCAACCCUAUGUAUGGAGCUGAUAUUUCUGGUACUCUAACUGAUGAAGAUCAGGAGUCCUGGAACAUUAAUAAGCUGGGAUCCAUCCUGGAUUUUGUUGGCAGUGAUUAUGGUAUCAAGAUUGAAGGUGUAAAUACGGCCUAUCUAUACUUUGGAAUGUGGAAGACAACAUUUGCUUGGCACACUGAAGACAUGGAUUUGUACAGUAUCAAUUACAUCCACUUCGGAGCUCCAAAAACAUGGUACUGCAUACCACCAGAGCAUGGCAAAAGGCUGGAGAGAUUGGCUCAAGGUUUCUUUCCGAGUAGUUUCCAAGCAUGUCCAGCAUUCUUGCGACACAAGAUGACAUUGAUAUCACCCAAAGUUUUAAGACAGUACUCAAUACCGUUUGAUAAGAUAACCCAAGAAGCAGGUGAAAUUAUGAUCACCUUUCCAUAUGGAUACCAUGCUGGGUAUAACCACGGAUUCAACUGUGCAGAGUCAACAAACUUUGCUUCAUUGCGCUGGAUAGAAUAUGGGAAGAGAUGUCUGCAGUGCAAGUGUCGUAAUGAUGGUGUGAAGAUUGAAAUGGACACAUUUGUGAAGAGAUUCCAGCCAGAGAAGUUUGAAGCAUGGAAAGCAGGCAAGGACCUGGCUGCUCACCCAGAGGAUGAUCAGAGUAAAUUAUACAAACACAGUGACUCUCGUAAACAGCCUAACUCCUCUGGAAGAAUUGGGCCUAAGAGGCAUCCAAUAUCGAAGAUAAAAACCACAGAUUCUGAAGAGGAAGACAGUGCAGUGGAAGAACGAAACAGAAAAAGAGGUCGACCGCCUAAAGUUAAAACAGAAACAACAGUUGUUCACACAGAUGAUGCAAACAAACCUGCACAUCCACAUAUCAAAUCUGCAAAAGUUGUCAAGAAAGAUAACAAAGAUAACGAAAACAAGUCCACAGAUAAAGGUCAUGCUAAAAAACAGUUUUUGAAAAAGCAAUCAAAGGAUACAGAUGCUGAGGAAGAAGAUGUGAAAGAGAAAAAUCAUGAGAUGGUCGAAUUACCAAAAUCUGAAGUCACAGAGGUAGCUAGAAUUAAGAAAGAACCAAAAGGUAGUGUUAAAAUUCUUAAAGUGGAACAAAUUGAUCAGAAAGGGAACACAGCUGAUACAAAGGGAAAGUGUGCUUCUCGCAAAAAGAUAAAAGUGGAAUCCGACAGUGAGAAUAGUGAUGCAACAUCAGGAAGCAGUAAAACAAAAAUAGAUGUUUAUUUGAACGACAGUCGCCGAACAGUUGCUUUAAAAGCUGAACCAGAAGCUAAAGUUCAAGAGAAGAAACAGUUUAAAACAUUUGAAGAAGCUUUCUUAUACUCUAUAUCGGAUGGAAAUCUAGGGAGGAGAAAUGCUGCAAAACGAAAUUUUGAUCAGUUUUGCACUUCUGGAAGGGUUGGAAAAAGCGAAAGGAGUGCAAGUAUUGAAAGUUCAAUUGUUGAAGUUAAAACAGAAGCGGUUGAGCCAGAACCAGUGGAGAAAAAGGCAAAAAUUGACAUUAAACAGGAAAAUACAGAAAUGGAUGCCAUUAAAACUGAGAUUAAAAGUUCAAUAAACUUAGAGGAAGACAUAGAGAAAUUAAAACAUCAAACUGAUCAGUUCCUUCAAAAGUAUAAGAAAGAUAAUAAUUCUGAAGCUGUUUCACGUAUAAUUAAACUAGAUGUACAAGAAAGAAGCAAAGCAAUGACAAAUCAACCGACAAGUAGCAAUGAACAUAACUAUGUGUGUAAGAAAAAAAUGGCAGCAAAAAAUUUGAAUGAGCAGAAAGUUCAAGAGCUUAAGGUAAAAACUGAACCAGAAAUGGAAUGCAAACUUCCGCAAGAUUUAGUAGAGAAACAUAAAGAUCUCGGACAGGAGCUUAUACAGUUGACGCAUGAUAUUAUCCAACAGCAGUCUACAAAAACCCACAAAUACCUAGAUCAAUCGAGUAAAGGAUUGUUUAAUUACAAGGCUACCUCUGAUUUUAACAGUAAUUGUAACACAAUGAAUGAACAGUCUGUAUAUUCAGCGCCACUGUUUGGUGAAACAGUUUCGAGUAAAUUAAUGCAGUCUAUAAAAAAUCCAACUAAUCCUAUGUACUGUAAAGAAUUUGGUAAAAAUGCAGCAACAAGUAGUUUAGACUUCUCACAGCUUGCGAAUCAAGCUGAUCAUUCAAAGACAGUGAAACCAGCUGAACAUUCUGAUAUGAAUCUGUUGUUUACAAUUCACAAGUUGUCGUCAGCGUUACAUAGUCAACCGAAAUCUGAUCUUGUCCAAAAGUCUGUUCAGCAGCAAUUGCAGCAUGCACCAGGAUCUCAGGGAAAGCACGGCAGCUUGACAGUGGAUGUAAGUCUUGCUGAAAAGGGCAAGAAAAUGUCUAAUGAAAUGAAAUCUCCAGCAAUACUGAGGUCCAGCUGUCCGUCUAUGAAAUCCCCAGGGCGUCAGAACUCUCCUGCUACUUCACCAUUACAAGGUAGUUAUCAGCAGAUCUCCCCAGUUCCAACAGGUAACAGGAUUUCACCAGUUCAGUCUAAGACAUUACAAAAAUCCCCUCAAGGGAGGUCAGCCAGUUCAAGUUUUGUGAGGAUUCAGUCCCCAACUGGCAUGCAACAUCAUGUUCAGCUUCAGGGUCAGCAAUAUACAUCCCCACCAAGAUUAUCAGCGUCUGAAUCACCAUUUCUAAUGCAGAAUACAUCGCCAUCAUUAAAGUCACCACCAGUUUUAUCCCCAGUUGUAAAUACUUCAUCAAUAUCUUUAACAUCACAAACACGUGUACAUAAUACUCUGAACCCAGCUGUAAAUAUUCAACCAUCUCAGAGUGUGUCUGUGUAUACUCCAGGUCAGAGUACUGCCGUGUCAUAUAAUCAACAUGUUGAACAAGGACAGAUUAAUAAUUCACAAGGAAUACGAAUGAUCUCAAAUGGACAAAAGUUAACACCACUUUCGGCUGCCCCACAAAAUCAAAAUGCCACGCAGUCCGUUAGUGGGCAGGUUAUAAAUAUGGGACAAAUUGCUAAUCCAUUGUUGAUGAGACAGCAGUUUGGGUCUCAGCUGCAGGCUCAGACAGUUGCUGGCAACCAGGGUGUCAUGUUACGUCCCCAAGUUAUUCAGCCGAAUCCUACUGGUCCAGUUGUGACUCAGACGCCAGUUAGAAAUGUGAUAACCAGUCCACAGUUAGUUGCUAUGACAAAUCAGGGUUUAGUACAGUUAGGUAUGUCAAGUGCUACUGGCAAUGCUGCAGGUGUGCAGCCAAGAAUUGUUACACAUGGAAAUCAGACUUUUUUACUGAAUAUCCCUGUGAUGAGGCCCACCACCAGCGAUAUUUCUGGUAGUGUUGUGCAGACACCAGCCGGUAACAGUAUUGUUACUGCCGUCUCUUCACAGGGGAAACAAAAUCAGGUUGGUCAGAUUUUACUUCAGUCGCAGACUACUGUCUCAAACAACAGCUUGAACACAGCUGCUCCAGUUUUACUAGUGACUGAUCCUAAUGGUAAAGGUGUUACAACUGUGAAAGCACUGAAAAGUAUUACACUUGGUACACAAAAUAAUGUGAAUAACAUAAUAAAUCAAUCUAAGUCAAGCUUAAAUACACCACAGCUUUUAAAUAACACUAUUCCAGCUUUAAAUGUUCAAAUGUCUGUUCCGUCAUCGGUCAUUUCUAGGAGCAUAAAUUCACCGAGCACAUUGACUGCAACAAGCUAUACAAGUGGGACAAGUGUAGGGCAGUGUUCUAGUGCAAAUGCUAGUGCUGUGUUGAAAAAUACAGUGGGUAACACAGACAAAAAUUGUAAUGUCACAGACUUUACACAGGUGACAAGUCCUGACAGAAUUUUGAAUAUGAAAGAAAGCGUUGUUGAUACAAGGGAUUUGAAAUACAGUGCAGUUUCUGUAGAAGUUAAUUCAAAUGGUGAUGAUUCCUCAAAUGCUGACAAAUAUUCUCCUUUUCUGAAGGAAGCAAAAAGUGACGUUUCAUUACAUCGUAAAUCUUUAAGUGUGUCACCUCCUCCAAGGUUGCAGAGCCCAAAUAAACAUAUGCAACUUGUACCACAACCGAUCGUCCCAAUUUCACAAACUUUUGCAUCAACCAUGUCACACAUUAAGCCAUUGUUCUCUGACCCCUCUUUGUAUAGUGGAGUUAUCCCAUCGCAGUUACUAGAGGGUGAAGAAAGUGAAGAUGUAAAACCCCCUAUUUUGGAAAUGGAAGCACCGAUGCUGGAAAUGGAAGCUCCCAUUCUAAAGUUAGAAUCUGAGGGAGAUUGUGUUAGUGUUAAAAGUGAACCGGACACUUUAUCCAAUUAUUCAGUUGGCAGCAAUUCUAUGAAUCUUUCAAGUUCAUUCAGAUCAGAUCUGGAUGGUAUGCCAGUCUAUCCUAUGACUGGAAAUGGGUUGGAUCCAUCAUCAACUAUCAUUCAGACUACCAGUUACAAUGCAUUCACUGGGCAGGGGAAGCAGGCAGAAAAUAGAAAGCGACGGAAAUCAGCAGCUGAUGGGGUGAAGGAGAAUACAUGUAAACCAAGUGACUUCGUAACUUCGCCUUCAAAAAAGGUAUGGUACUAUAAUUUGCAUGGUAAAUUGUAUACUAUUAUGGUUGCACAACACCAAUUUACAACUGCUGGUUUUUUAAAGAACUGCAAAUCUGGGAAAGGGAAGUUGAAGGAAAUCCCAGACAGUAAGCAGCAGAGAGGGAUUGAAAAGAAGAAAGAUGUUUCCGAGUCAGGGAAGUGUAAAAAGAGGAGUCCAUUGAAAAAGUCGAAGGAGGAGAACUCGAAAAAAGGAGACAACUUUGAUAAGUCUGUUGAAUGGAUGAAACCUUUGAAUAGACUGUGGCAAAACAUGCCACUAGAUUUUGAUGCGGAGAUGGAUUUUAAUAAGGCAUUCUCUCAACAUCAUCCCCACUGCUGUAUAUGUGCUCUAUUUGUGCCAUUUAAGAUCACAUCAGAUGCUCAUGAAACAAGGUCACCAAAGAAGCAUAAAGCUGUGAUGCCACAGCGCUCUCUACCUAUGAUUCCAGAGAUGUGUUUUGCUACAAGUACAGACAAUCCAAACCCAUUUGGAUUUAAUACACUGCUUGAUGAAGAUGGUUUGAGCCCUUUGCUUGUUUGCGAGGAUUGUAAAGUCUGUGUGCAUGCUAGUUGUUAUGGUGUGCAACAUGAAAUAGGAACAACAUGGAGAUGCUCAAGGUGUCACAAACAGAAAAUUGAAGCUGAGUGUGUAUUGUGUACACUACGAGGUGGGGCAUUGAAGCCAACAAGGGAUGGCAAGUGGGCACACAUUGUCUGUGCAUUGGCAAUCAAAGAGGUGAAGUUUGAAGACAUCCAGAGACGAGAACCAAUAAAUACAUCAAACAUCACUUAUGCUCGUAUUAGGCUGAAGUGCCAGUACUGCAGUGGAAUAGUGUCAGAUCCUACAUACAUUAGAAGGACAUGUGUACAGUGUUCUAAUGGCAGGUGUACAUUGUCAUUCCAUGUAACUUGUGCUCAUGCUGCUGGCGUUGUGUUUGAAACAAGCGACUGGCCACACCCUGUCUAUAUCACAUGCUCCAGACAUAUGCAUCUCACAAAAAUAAAACAAAAAGAACGAAAACUGACACAAUUAGAAGUUGGUGAUCGGGUAAUAGCAAAACACAAGAAUACACGAUACUAUGUAGCAGAAGUGCUUGACUGUAGGGACCAGGUUUUCUAUGAGGUAGAUUUUGAUGACGGUUCAUUCAGCCAUGAUCUUUAUCCGGAAGACAUUAAUGGUCAUUGUUGUGAAGAUGGACCACCUCAUGUAGGAACGAAGGUACAGGUUAUAUGGACAGAUGGUACACUCUGGGGAGCUACUUUCAAGGGAACGAAUUCUCAAGUUGUUUACAAGAUUGGGUUUGAGGAUGGGUCAGAGAGGAGUAUACCAAGGGAUGAGCUGUGGAUGGAAGAGGAAGAACUACCAAAAAGUGUGAAAACAAGAAUGUCACAUGCCUCCGAGAGCAAGUAUGAUAUAUUUGACAAGGAACAGAUUAUAGAGAAAGAGGUGAAAGGGCAUAGUAUUCGACAGAAACAGAAAAUCUCUUACUCUGCACUCCUCAACAACUUUGAUGCAUCUUGAAAAUAAGUGUAGGAUUAAGUGAAAAGUUGAUUGAGAACAUUUUCUAGAAGUUAGAGGCGCUGGAAAAAGUGAUAUGGUUUGAAUAUGAGAAUUGAACAGGGCACAUACCUAAAAAAAUCCAGUUUUAACAGAGGAAUAUGAAAUUUUCAGUGUUAUAAUUACCUCCCUUGACAAAACUGACAGACAUAAAGGAGAUAGUCUUUGUAAAUGUCACACAGUUCUGUUGCUCAAGACAUUUGCUUAUUAAGUGUUACAUGUAACAAAUUCAUGAAAUUUUUACCAGCUAAUUUGGUCGUUUAUAUUUUGAGAAAACAUCUUAGGUUUUACUUUUAUUGUGGAGUUACCUUACAAAAUGGUUGUCAGGGAAGAUAUAUUUUUGCCAUAUGCCAAGGGAGAUGAUUAGUGUCAUGGCCCAUCACUAUAAACUAAGGUGGACAAUUUUCAUUUCUGCAGUGAGAAAAGCAUCAGAAAUGCUUCAACUGGUUGAGGCUGGGUUAAUGUGCACAGAAGAAUUUUUGGACAUUCUAUAAGGCAGCUGAUAGCAAGUUAAAAUGUAUUUUUAUUUUUGCUGUUUUGGAGUAUAGUGUAACCUCUUUUAAUGACUCAUUGCAGGAGUGAAUACCUCAUUGCAAAGGCAGAAUUUUUCCUGCAAAUAUAAAUUCCAAAAUAAUUUCUCCAGAGCAACAACUUAACAACAGCUGAUUACAGUCUUGUUGCAAGUGUUUCAUUCCAGAGAGGUUACACUGUCUUCUGUUGUAUUUAAUUCACAAAUAUUGUUAAUGUGUUUUUGUGUAUAUUUUUAAAAAUGAUAGUUAUGUUCAUGGUUACAGUCCUAUCUGUACAAAAGAGCAGCUGUGAACAGAGACCACCUGGCUUUAAAGACCACUGAUUGCAUUUUAAAUUUCAGUGUUUUGGUGUAUUUGAACAUGUCAGUGGUUUUACCUUUAUCCAAAUUUAGGUCCAAGUAAUUGAUAAUAUCUGAGUCAAUACCAACUUUAGCUGUGGUCUUCUGUACAGGUUUGAGGUGUAUCCAUGCAGGGCCUGGUUGUUAUUUAUUACUUAGGCCCAUGUUUCAGAACAAUUUAUGUUAAAGAUAAGUUUUUAUUAACUUAACCAUGUACAGUACAUGUAGAAAUUUAAGGUGACAAUAGCAAAUGAAUGUACAGUAUAUGGUUUGGGUUUGAACACUUUAGAUUGAAGGAGUAUUUGUUGUAUGUUUAAAAUCAAAUGUAAUAAACUGAAAAAUUUAUUAUUCAGAUUUAAGAAAAACAAUUUUAAAAGUACAUUUAGACAAAGUCUUGAUUUAAGGUGUAUUUUUGUAGAUUUAUUUUUAAAGCAGUAUUUUAGUAUUUCUUGUUUUUGCAGUUGAUGUACUUCGACUUUCUCCUUACAAGUUUAACUUUUUUCUCUGUGAUAUAAAAGCAGUUUUAGUUCCUCAUUUAUUUACACACUAAAGACCUCAUACGGAGAUCAUAUCUGAGAAUGUUUUAAAGGAAGUUGGAUAAUGCUUCAACCAAUAAACCUCCUUGGCUGUUUUUAGCUCAACUGUUCAAAGAAUAAGUAGAUCUAUCCUACUCACCACAGUGUCGGCAUCACACUUUGGUUAAAUUUUUCCUGCAAAUCCAUGUUUUUGACAGUUUUGUCGAAAUUAUUUGACGUGGCUUUGAAAUUUUGAACUCAAAUUCUUUAUUAUAACAGUCUCUAUCUGAAGGCAAGAGUACAUAACUUUUGUCAAGUAUUUUGGCUGUAUUGUGGCCCUUUUUGUACUUGAAAAUUGGUUCAUUUUUCGUACAAGUCAAUAUUUUAAGUAAACUGUUUGACAUAUGGCUUUGAAACUUUUAUUGCUUUUUUAUUAUAACAGUCUCUAUCUGUAGGCAAGAGUACCUAACUCUUUCAAAUAUUUUGGCUGAAUUAUAGUCCUCUGCGGACUUGGAAAUUGGUUCAGUUUUCGCACAAGUCCAUAUUUUCUCUAAACUGUUUGACAUAUGGCUUUGAAACUUUGACCACUUAUUUACCAUCAUAGUCUCCAUAAUAUUAUGUAGGCAAGACUACAUAACUAGGAAAAGGAUUUUGACUCAGUAAUGGCCCUUUUUUGACAUAGAAAUUAAUUAAUAAUGAUAAUCAAGUUAUAUUUUGUGAUACAGAGCAAGACUUAUGCAGUUCCACAAAUACAGGUACAUUAUUUGUCCUGUCGAUUUUCUUUCUUUUCUCUGAAAAUCUCUGGUUAUAUUUUGACCCUAUACUUACAUCAAUUCUUCAAAUAGUUGAGCGCGCUGUCGCUCUUGUUCAUGAAUGCUUCAAAAUUCCAAAACAUUUUAUGGCAGUAUUUUUGUCAAACAAAUCAGAACUCUUUUAGAUAUUAAGCCAGUCUUAUGUGAUUUGAAAUAGCGAUAAUGUUGAAAUAGUAAUAUUGCAUUCUUAUCCCAGAAUAAACAGUUUCAGAACAUUCUUCUACACUCACAGUCUGAAUCUUAAGGUGUAAUUUUGUUCAGGUAACACUGAUUUUGAUGAAACUUUGUUGGAAAAUAGAUGCUGUAGUUGGAACAUUCUUGAACUUAAUUGGUGUUAAACUCCUCUACUAGUAAGUUUGAUUUUAAUAUUAGGUACUUCGAGUCUAAGCCCGAAUAUAUAUGAAGUUGGAAUAUUGAUGAAUGUAGACCCUGGGCCUUUGGUGAAAUAUAUUUCAUGAAAUACAUGCAUAAUCUUUGUACAGAGGAACUUGUGUGUUUGUCCAUAUUUUGAACUUACCAAGACAUUUGUAUAUAUUUGAUUCAGACGUGUAUAGUGAAACAUUUAGAAUUGUUUCAUUUGCAUUUUGUGUAAUUUAUAUUUGGUCAGGAUGAAUAUCAGCCAUUGUAUAUUUAUACUGUAUAUAGAGGCCUACAUUCAUGGUGGUAAACUCACAGGAGACAUUUGACCUUACAGUAGAUAUUCUUAAUGUAUUGUUGGGACAGUUUGAAUGCUGAUACACAUAUUGCAUAAAGAUUAUCAGUUUCACUUGUAUUCUAACAUGACCUGAUUUGUUUUCUUAUUAAACAAAGAAUGCUGAAAGUGUGUCUUAAUUAUUCAACAAAAUCACUGUUUGUAUGUCACAAUUAAUACAUCACAGUGGGGCGCUGGGAAGGAAAAUCUUACAAAAUAGGCAACUUUUUGGUUGAUGUCAUCAUGGAUGAAGAUAGUAAUCCUUAUCAUUGUGCGAAAUGUGAAAAAUUUAUCUCUAACAGUGAAUGAAGUCAUUGUCUUUCAGAUACAUAUUAUAAUUCUGACUUUGAAUCACUUAAUUUGUCUUUCGCCAAGGUGGAUAUGAGCUCUGCUCUGGUGUUUCUUUCUUUAAAACCCAAGAAAAUAACACAGUUUUUUCAGGAUGGGUUUUUUUGUGAUCGCAGAUUAGUAGAAAGGUUUGAUAAGCUUAUUCUCGCUUUAACUCUUAGCAGUAUUGCAAGUAUAUAAAAGAUUUUCAUAAUUAUGUAAAAUGACUGCUGUCAUUGUGGCUUUGUCAGAUACCCACAAUUGACUAUUUGCAUUUCACUGCAUCCAUCAAAUGGGGAGGAACUAUCGCAAAAGAAAACUAUACUAUGAAUUUUAUGAGUACGGAGACAUUCAGUUUUUUCGCUUCUACAACCAUAAUCGCGUUUUUUGUCGCAGGAUUACAGGCGAUAACAUAAAUGUGCUGUAAAUAUCACAACAUUCAUUGAAAAUGUAAAUUUCUUUACGUGUGCUGUUUCAUUUCUUUUUGAUGUUCUGUAUAAAUAAAUAUGUAAUAGUUGUUGAA